AAUAGACCGCUUUUUUUUUGUUGUUGAUUACAUGUGCGCUAAUACUUUUGACUUGAUUAACCAAACAACAACAAAAAAAAAAUCUAUUUUUAGACAUAUACAUUCGAUAGAAACGGAUAAUUCAUUGAAUCCUUUAAUUAAUAGAAAGUGAUUAAUUUAAAGAAGAAGAAGAAUUAAAAAAAAUGGUGACCGAAGCUGAUUUAAUGAAAUUCAAAGUGCCCGAAUUAAGGCAAAAACUUCAGGAAUUGGGUUUACAACCACGCGGUUUGAAAGCCGAUCUUGCUAGACAGCUUGCUGAUGCAUUGAAUCAGAUCGAAUUGCAGCAACAACAACAACAACAACAACGUUUUCAGCAAUUCCAGACAAAUCAAUUAUCGGCACAAGUGCUGCUGCCGCAACAACAAAUUGACCAGAUUCAUCAUCAUCAACAACUUCAACAGCAACAUCAGCAGCAAAUUUUACUUUUUCAACAACAACAGCAAGCACAACAACAAUUACAACAGCAAAUGUUGAUUCAACAACAACAACAACAUCAGCAACAGAUCCAAUUUCAAGAAUAUCAGCAAAUGCAAAUGCAACAACAACAACAAAAUUUUGAGCCAUAUCUUAAUCAAAUUCAUCAUCAACAACAACAACAAGCUCCACCAACGCCUCAGCCACAACAACAACAACUUUAUAUUGUACAACCAACGCAAAGAACAAUUCUUGUACAGCCUCCAGAACCAGAACCAGAACCAGAAUCACAACAACAGCAAACAAUUGAAAUGCCACAAAUGACCGAAACAAUGAAUAACAUUGUUAAUAUUCCAAAUAUUCAAUCACAAUCGCAAAUUAUAUCCGAACAAGAACAACCACAACAAUUGAUGGAACAGCCGUUACAAUUAGUUACUAAUAUGAACGAUCAAGAAAUAUAUUAUCAACAACAACAACGACAACAGGAAGAAUUGAUACAAGAAUUUAGAGCAGAACAAGAAAUUCAUGACGAACCUCAACCGCAAGAAUUGGUUCAAGAAUCCGAUUUAAGUGCAGAACAAGAAAUUCUUGAUGAACCCGAACAACAAGAAUCGGUUCAAGAAUCUGAAUUAAGACAAGAAUUUCUGGCGCAAGAAUUGAUACCGCAUCCUGAAAUGAAAUCAGAGCAAGAACAACCACACCAAGAAUUACAAGAAGAACCUCAAUUCAAAUCAACUGAAGACAAUUCUAUUGAUCAGCAAAUUUUAUUCGAUAAUGCUGUUGAUGAUCAAAUAAAUGAAAAGAUUGAUGAACAAAAACAACAACAACAAGAUGAAAAUGAAGAAAAAUCAAAUGAAUCGGAAAAAUCUGAUCAACAAAAUUAUGAAGAUAGACUUAAUGAACAACUGAAAACAGAUGAUUCAAAUGAACCAGAAGUUAUUCCAUUCGAAUCGGAAAAUCAUGAAACUCAUGAAGUAGAAUUGGUUGAAAAUGAAUCAGAACUAGUUCAGGAUGUUGAUGUGACUAAAAACAAUUUAAUCGAAAAAAUUGAAACAGAAAUUGUCGAUACUAAUAAACAGGAUUCAAAUGAAAUGAUAGAUGGCGGUUUUUCAGAGGUGCAUGAUGAAACAGACCGGCAACAAUUAUUGCAAACGUUAAACAUGACCGAAGAAGAAUGGUCUAAAUUGAAUAAAAAUCAACGUCGUAAAUUGAAGAAAAAACAUCGAAAUAAAAUCAAACGUAAAGAACGUGAUGAAAUUGAACGAAGACGUGAAGAUGAACGAAGAAAACAACGUGAACAAAUGGAAGCUGAACGAAAACGAAAACAAGAAUUGGAAAAAGCUAUUGAUGAUGCAAUCAAACAAGAAGAUGAGGAUGAUGAUAGAAUGGAUAUUGAUGAAGAAGAUGCACCAGAAGAGGAAAAAGAACGUAAACGUAUGGAAGAAAUGGAACGCCGACGACAAGAACAAUUAGCUAAACAACGACAACUUGAAGAGGAAGCCGAACGGGAAAAAGCGAAUAAAAAAGACGUUGAUAAGAUUGAAAUUGAAUAUGUACCAGAAGACAUGCCUAAAGAUUCUGUAUAUUUGCAAUUCCUUAAAGUUUUUGAUAAAUUUUCAGCUGUCAGUUCAGAUGAAGCACGACGGCUGGAACAAGAACGCUUAGCACAGGAAUCACGUAAUCGGAAAGAUGAUCGAGCAAAAUUGUUGGAAUUGAAAAAACCAGUUGAACUUGAAUUGAAAGAUGACGAUGAUAAAGAUGGUGAAAUGGGUGGACAAAGAUUGUCGAAGCGUCGAAUAAAACAAAUGACACGAAUGUCUGUUGCUGAUCUCAAACAACGAGUGAAUCAUCCUGAACUGGUUGAAAUGCAUGAUAUAACCGCUAAAGAUCCGGUCAUACUAUUGUAUUUAAAAUCAACCAGAAAUACGGUACCUGUUCCUCGGCAUUGGUGCUAUAAACGAAAAUAUCUACAAGGAAAACGUGGAUUUGAAAAACCGCCAUUCAAAUUACCGGAAUUUAUUCGACGAACUGGCAUUCAAGAGAUGCGUGAAGCUGUACUUGAAAAAGAAGAUGCCAAAUCAUUGAAAACAAAAAUGAAGGAAAAAAUUCGCCCGAAAAUGGGUAAAAUUGAUAUUGAUUAUCAAAAACUACAUGAUGCUUUUUUUAAAUGGCAAACAAAACCGAAAGUGACCAUCCACGGUGAUCUGUAUUAUGAAGGAAAGGAGUUCGAAACACGAUUGAAAGAUAAGAAACCGGGUGAAUUGACCAACGAAUUGCGCCAAGCAUUAGGAAUGCCGACAGGACCAAAUGCACAUAAAUGUCCACCACCAUGGUUGAUUGCUAUGCAACGUUAUGGACCACCACCAUCGUAUCCUAAUAUAAAAAUAGCUGGGCUAAAUGCACCAAUUCCCGAAGGAUGUUGUUUCGGUUAUCAUGCUGGUGGUUGGGGCAAACCACCUGUUGAUGAAUAUGGUCGUCCAUUAUAUGGUGAUGUAUUUGGUGUUACUUCGGCAACCAGUGACAAUAUUCAACCAGAUGAAGAAAUUGAUCGAACGCAUUGGGGUGAAAUGGAAUCUGAUGAAGAAGAAGAAGAGGAAGAAUCGGAAGAAGAAGACGAAGAAGAUGGUGAAAAGAAAGAUGCAGAAGAUACAUCAGGAUUGGUUACACCAUCGGUCAAUGCUGAAGGUCUUGUUACACCAAGCGGAAUAUCAACUGGUAUACCAUCCGGUUUAGAAACUCCAGAUAUGAUCGAAUUACGUAAACGAAAACAACAAAUAGAAGCUGAAAUGGAAAGUGGUGACCAACAACAACAGUUAUUCACUGUGAUACCCGAAAAAAAGGUGGAUCGUUUUGCCAAAGAUAUGAUGGGCUCAAUGCACGUAUACGAUUUUGCAUCGUUAUCGAAAACUGGUCAUACAACUUCAUCCAAAUCAUCAUCGAAUAAUGGAGUAGAUGUAGCAUUGGAUCCAAGUGAUCUUGAAUCUGGAAUUGGUCUGGAUUCAUCGACAAUGGCCGCUAAAUAUGAACAAACAUUGCGUGAAACAUCCGGAUCAAAAAAUCCACAUGAAGAUCUUUCCGAUAUGGUGGCCGAACAUGCAUCGAAACAAAAACGUCGAAAACAUGAUCAUCAAAAACAACAAGAAACAACUAGCGGUUCAUCUACAUCUAAAUCAUCGAAAAAAUAUCAGUUUAAAUUCUAGAAUUGUUUGCAUCAAUUAUCAUUUUUGUAAAAUUAUCAAUCUUUUUUUUCUCAUUUAUUAUAAUGCAACAAAAUUGAAUAGAAAAAUGUAUUUUUUUUCACUUUAA
Molecule: messenger RNA, 3759 nt
Organism: Dermatophagoides pteronyssinus (European house dust mite)
Lineage: Eukaryota; Metazoa; Arthropoda; Arachnida; Sarcoptiformes; Pyroglyphidae
Gene: Sf3b2
Product: splicing factor 3b subunit 2
Cellular component (GO): U12-type spliceosomal complex; nucleus
Source: RefSeq, a predicted model, not a curated record